AGUGCCACAGGUGAUAGGAGAUAUGAGCACGGGGAUGAGAGUCUUGGAGCGUCCGCGGGCUGGCCAAUAAGUAACAAAAUCGCUCGAAACAAACGUUGCCAUGUAAGAUUAGCGACCGAAUACUCUGCGCGGUGCAGAAGAACCUGCGACUUCACCACGUCACUUCUCGGGAGAUCAUGAAACAAAGUCGGAUGGGGCUGAGGCGAGGACAAGUUGAGGGAGCUGAAGAAAGCCAUCUUCGCCGAUGAAGCAGCCAAGUUCCUGUGCGCCUCUCCCUUUACGCACAGGCGAGGUGAGGACGGAGAGCAUCGCUUCCAUGUAGAGGAAUCACCCAUGAGUCAUCCGAGGUGCUGAGAGAUCGGCAGCAGACGGGGAGAAGCACAAGGACCAUUUUCUAACCGAAAAACUUAUCUUUACAAAAAGAAAAAAAAGCACACCAUGGAGGGAGAGGGGAGAUCCUCCGGGCUGGCGAAAACUGCCGCCUUAAAACUGUCCGAGAUGGGAGAGAAAACCAAGCGGCUGGGCACCGCGAUGAAGGAUCCACAAGGGCAGAGACGGAUCAUAUUAGUGAUUGUUUGCGUGGCUCUCCUGCUGGACAAUAUGCUCUACAUGGUAAUCGUGCCAAUUAUCCCAGACUAUCUGGCUGAACUGGAGAUUGAGCAGUCAGCGCACGUCCACCUAGUGAUUCACCCCAACUCUUCAGCCAACAGCACAAUCCUAGACAAAAUCAACAAGAACAACUUAGACAUCCAGAUAGGCGUUCUCUUCGCCUCCAAAGCCAUCCUGCAGCUCUUAGUCAACCCGCUGUCCGGAACUUUCAUAGACCGGGUUGGAUAUGACAUCCCGCUUUUAAUUGGACUCUCGGUUAUGUUCGUGUCCACCUGCAUAUUUGCGAUUGGGGAGAACUAUGCGACGCUCUUCUUUGCCAGAAGUUUGCAGGGCCUGGGCUCUGCUUUCGCGGACACGUCUGGGAUCGCGAUGAUCGCAGACAAAUACACGGAGGAGGGGGAGAGGAGCCGGGCGCUCGGCAUCGCCCUGGCCUUCAUCUCUUUCGGGAGCCUCGUGGCGCCUCCCUUCGGGGGCAUCCUGUACGAGUUCGCGGGCAAGAAAGUGCCCUUCAUCGUGCUCGCCUGCAUCUGCCUGGCGGACGGUAUCCUACUGCUCACCGUGAUCAAGCCCUUCUCCAGCAGGACUAGAGAGAACAUGCCGGUCGGCACCCCCAUUUACAAACUCAUAAUGGACCCGUACAUAGCUGUGGUUGCCGGUGCGCUCACAGUGUGCAACAUCCCCCUUGCCUUUCUGGAGCCCACCAUCUCCAACUGGAUGGAGACCACAAUGCACUCCUCUCAGUGGGAGAUGGGAAUCACCUGGCUCCCAGCCUUCUUCCCUCACGUGCUCGGUGUGUACCUUACAGUUAAAUUGGCAGCGAAGCAUCCACACCUGCAGUGGUUUUACGGAGCGUUGGGUAUGGUUAUCAUAGGAGCCAGCUCCUGCACAGUCCCCGCAUGCAAAACUUUUGGGCAGCUCAUCGCCCCGUUGUGCGGUAUUUGUUUUGGCAUCGCACUCGUCGACACCGCGCUGCUGCCCACACUCGCGUUCCUGGUCGACGUGCGUCAUGUCUCGGUGUAUGGUAGUGUUUACGCCCUAGCAGAUAUUUCCUAUUCGGUUGCUUAUGCUAUGGGUCCUAUAGUGGCCGGGCAGAUAGUGCACAAUCUCGGGUUUGUACAGCUCAAUCUGGGUAUGGGUCUCGUCAAUGUGCUUUACGCACCAGCCUUGUUGCUGCUGCGCAACGUGUGCCAAAUGAAACCGUCCCGCUCAGAGCAGGAUAACCUGUUAGAGGAGGCUCCGCAGGGGCUGUACGAUACUAUCAGGAUGGAGGAGAGGAGAGCCAAGAAGAAGGGCUACAGCACGGCAGGGAACUGCCUGCCAGUAGAUGAAAAUGGGUUUGACCCAUUCGGAGCACAGCGGUCCUUGUCAGAAGAGUCGUCCGGUCCGGAGUACACUUAGUCCGGCCACACUCUUACCACACAUUCCACAGAAAAGAUUUGCAGGCAGACAGGCUAUUAUAAUCUAGUGAAUUAAACUUUUAUGUAAGUACAGAUGUGCAAUAUAAACACCCAAUCACCAAAAUCAUGAUUGUGUGACCCGUUCUCCAAAGUUUACUUCUUAUUUUCUUUCUCACUGUGAUUUCAUUGUGUCGAACAAGUCUAUGUAUCGUUUGUCAUGAACGUAUAACUGGAGUUUUGUGAGAGAUCUAUCAGCUAACGUUGAAUUUGUGUGUAUUGUUAAAAAAAAGAUGAUAUAAAUAGUUAUAUGUGCGUAUGAGAUUAUAUGGGACCAAGUAUAAAGCACAUUUCCCCCUUACACAAACAGCCUAUAUUUUUAGUCUAUGAGGAAAAUGUUUUUACUCGCACAUCAAAGGCCUAAUUUUCCUUGGUUUUCUCUUUAAAGAUUCGUAAAAAAAUAUAUACAUUUUAAUUUUUAACAACUGGGCCGGUUUUUUAUUAGUUUUAUCUCUCAUGUUUUCUGUUGUUGUUUGAAAGUAAAUGUACUGUAAUAAAUGGAUUUUUGUAAAUAUGUGGAUACACAUGCACAAUGUAAAUUGUAAGAAAAAAUACGUGGACCUCUACAAAGUGACUGUGUGUGUUUGUGUGUGCGUGCGCGCGUGUGUAUGUGUGUGUGUGGGGGGGGAUAAAGUCAGUCUCCUGAAGAUGCACAAACAUGUAGGCUAUUCAUUUACCGAUUGUGGUUUUAAUAAAUCUCUGUUUGGA
Messenger RNA from Platichthys flesus (European flounder), 2771 nucleotides. RefSeq names its product solute carrier family 18 member 3b (gene slc18a3b). Gene Ontology annotation, biological process: xenobiotic transport; transmembrane transport; chemical synaptic transmission. The transcript has a single exon. NCBI's taxonomy places the organism in Eukaryota, Metazoa, Chordata, Actinopteri, Pleuronectiformes, Pleuronectidae. Gene Ontology annotation, molecular function: acetylcholine transmembrane transporter activity; xenobiotic transmembrane transporter activity. The record is from RefSeq and is a predicted model, not a curated record. Bases 439 to 2007 code for a protein of 522 amino acids. Gene Ontology annotation, cellular component: terminal bouton; membrane; AP-2 adaptor complex.